AUUAUCUUUAAUACUACUUUAGGUUUAUCUGCUAAAAGUAUAUUCCAAGUGGGAUCAUACCACCAUGGAGCUUGUACCACUGAAGAAAAAUGUCAACUUACCCGAUAUUCCGGAGAAAUAUACCAUGCAAAACAGACAAAGGCAUAAUAACGAUGAGACAACUUCUGUACCCCAUCAAUCUAUGGAGAACAUACAAAAAAAUGUUAAAGUCACAGAGAACACGUCUUUAUCACCAAAUAAUAAUCAAACCUAUUUUGCUGACGAAAAAAUACGAAUACCUGAAUUAGAAGGUACUGGUUUUAACUUCAGAAAAUUAUGGGCCUUUACAGGCCCUGGAUUUUUAAUGUCAAUUGCAUAUUUAGAUCCUGGUAACAUAGAAUCUGAUUUACAGUCCGGUGCAAAAGCCAGUUAUAAGUUAUUAUGGGUUCUAUUAAGUGCUACAAUAUUGGGACUUAUUAUGCAAAGACUCAGUGCACGCUUAGGUGUGGUUACUGGAUUACAUUUAGCAGAAAUGUGUUAUAGACAGUACAAAAAAGUACCUCGGCUUAUUUUAUGGAUAAUGAUAGAAAUAGCUAUUAUUGGUAGUGAUAUGCAAGAAGUAAUAGGAACAGCUAUUGCCUUAUAUUUAUUAACAUCUGGAGGACUUCCUUUAUGGGGUGGUGUACUUAUUACAAUAAUUGAUACGUUUACAUUUCUAUUUUUGGAUAAAUAUGGUUUACGAAAAUUAGAAUUUUUUUUUGGAUUAUUAAUUACUAUUAUGGGAAUUACUUUUGGUUAUGAGUACAUUAUUUCAAAACCACCUCAAGUUGAAGUUAUAAAAGGAAUGUUUAUACCCUGGGGAAUGGAAUAUGAUAGUCAAAUAUUGCGUCAGGCUGUAGGAAUUAUUGGUGCUGUUAUUAUGCCACAUAAUUUAUAUCUUCAUAGUGCUCUUGUGAAAUCAAGAGAUAUAGAUCGAAGACAACCUGCCAAAGUUAGAGAUGCAAAUAUGUAUUAUUUUAUUGAAGCAAGUAUUGCACUUCUUGUUUCAUUCAUUAUUAAUGUAUUUGUGGUUUCUGUUUUUGCACAUGGUCUCUACAAUAAAACCAAUGAAGAUAUUUAUGAUACCUGUAAUGCAAGUAGAAUCCACAUAGAUGAUAACUUAUUUCCUAGAAACAAUAAAACAUUUGAUGCAGACAUAUACAAGGGUGGUAUAUUUCUUGGUUGUUCAUUUGGAAUAGCAGCAAUGUAUAUUUGGGCUGUUGGUAUCUUAGCUGCUGGUCAAUCUUCCACAAUGACUGGAACUUAUGCAGGACAGUUUGCAAUGGAAGGAUUUUUAAACUUACAAUGGGCUCGAUGGAAGCGAGUACUUUUUACUCGGACGAUUGCUAUCGUCCCCACAUUUUUAGUAGCAUUCUAUGCUGAUAUAGCAGACAUGAGUGGCAUGAAUGAUAUUUUAAAUACUAUUAUGAGUUUACAAUUACCCUUUGCUACUUUACCAACAGUAGCUUUUACUAGUAAUCCACAAAUAAUGGGAGAAUUUACAAAUGGAAUAGCAAAUAAAAUUGUUGCCACUAUUAUAUCUGCAUUAGUGAUAACAAUAAAUAUUUAUUUUGUAAUAGAUACUGUACAAGAUAUUCCUCAGAAUUGGGCAAUAUGGCUUGGUAUUGCUAUAUUUGCAAUUUUAUAUUUAGCAUUUUGUAUAUAUUUAAUAAUUCAUAUGGCAGUAAAUAUGGGUGCUGGAACUGUCAGUAAUCAUUGGUUUGUUACGAAAUAUAUUUGUGGUCCUGUGGACACUAACUUUGGCCUAUCUAAUCCUGCUAUAUAUGCAAGGACAAAUCCAGCAUUCACAAUACAAGAAGGAUUAAAUGAAAGCUUUGUACCUAUACCACAUUUUUGGUAAUUAUUAUUAAUAAAUAUUAUUAUAUAAUAAAUUUUUAACUUAAAUAUAAUUUUCUUAGCUGCUAA
Messenger RNA from Vespula vulgaris, 1944 nucleotides. It is a transcript of the gene Mvl, whose product is annotated as protein Malvolio. Gene Ontology annotation, cellular component: apical plasma membrane. The transcript is spliced from 12 exons. The coding region runs from base 65 to 1879 and encodes 604 amino acids. Gene Ontology annotation, biological process: manganese ion homeostasis; response to manganese ion; metal ion transport. NCBI's taxonomy places the organism in Eukaryota, Metazoa, Arthropoda, Insecta, Hymenoptera, Vespidae. Gene Ontology annotation, molecular function: iron ion transmembrane transporter activity; manganese ion transmembrane transporter activity; cadmium ion transmembrane transporter activity. The record is from RefSeq and is a predicted model, not a curated record.